AUGACUCCAGAAAUGUCGCUUUAUCAAGGUCACCUUUCUGACACAUUCUUCCACCCCGUUAUGUUUCCCCCCCUCCAGGCCAUUAAGGUGAUCAUGCUUGCUCAGGAGGAGGCGCGUCGUCUGGGCCACAACUUCGUCGGCACGGAGCAGAUCCUCCUGGGUCUCAUCGGCGAGGGCACGGGCAUCGCUGCCAAGGUGCUCAAGUCGCUGGGCGUGAACCUCAAGGAGGCGCGCGUUGAGGUCGAGAAGAUCAUCGGCCGCGGGUCUGGCUUCGUCGCUGUGGAGAUUCCGUUCACCCCGCGUGCCAAGCGCGUGCUCGAGCUCUCGCUGGAGGAGGCGCGUCAACUUGGCCACAACUACAUCGGCACGGAGCAUCUUCUGCUCGGUCUCCUUCGCGAGGGCGAGGGCGUCGCUGCUCGCGUCUUUGAGAACCUCGGUGCCGACGCCGGCAACAUUCGCUCCCAGGUGAUCCGCAUGGUGGGCGAGAGCGCGGAGGCCGUGGGUGCCGGAGUGGGCGGCGGCAGCAGCAACUCGAAGAUGCCCACGCUCGAGGAGUACGGCACCAACCUCACCAAGCUCGCCGAGGAAGGCAAGCUGGACCCGGUGGUGGGGCGCGUGUCGCAGAUCGAGCGUGUGACGCAGAUCCUGGGUCGCCGCACGAAGAACAACCCCUGCCUCAUCGGCGAGCCCGGAGUCGGCAAGACCGCCAUCGCCGAGGGCCUCGCGCAGCGCAUUGCUGGCGGCGAUGUUCCCGAGACGCUGGAGGGCAAGAAGGUCGUGACCCUGGACAUGGGUCUGCUUGUAGCGGGGACGAAGUACCGUGGAGAGUUCGAGGAGCGGCUGAAGAAGCUGAUGGACGAGAUCAAGCAGGCGGACGACAUCAUUCUCUUCAUCGACGAGGUCCACACGCUCAUCGGCGCGGGAGCCGCGGAGGGCGCCAUCGACGCCGCCAACAUCCUCAAGCCCGCCAUGGCUCGCGGCGAGCUGCAGUGCAUCGGCGCGACGACGAUCGACGAGUACCGCAAGCACAUUGAGAAGGACCCCGCUCUCGAGCGUCGUUUCCAGCCCGUGCAGGUGCCGGAGCCCACGGUGGAGGAGACGAUUCUGAUCCUGCAGGGUCUGCGCGAGCGCUACGAGAUUCACCACAAGCUGCGCUACACGGACGAGGCUCUCGCGGCCGCCGCGCAGCUGUCGUACCAGUACAUCAGCGACCGCUUCCUGCCCGACAAGGCCAUUGACCUGAUCGACGAGGCCGGGUCGAGGGUGCGCCUGCGCCACGCGCAGAUGCCCGAGGAGGCCAAGGAGCUCGACAAGCAGCUGAGGCAGAUCACCAAGGACAAGAACGAGGCCGUCCGCAACCAGGACUUUGAGAAGGCGGGCGAGCUGCGUGACCAGGAGAUGGACCUGAAGACGCAGAUCAGCGCCAUCAUGGAGAAGACCAAGGAGCAGAGCAAGGCGGAGGUGGAGGCGUCAGGGGGCGCGGGUGGGCCAGUGGUGACGGAGGCGGACAUCCACCAGAUCGUGGGCGCGUGGACGGGCAUCCCCGUGGACAAGGUGUCGAGCGACGAGAGCAGCCGCCUGCUCAAGAUGGAGGAGACGCUGCACAACCGCGUCAUUGGCCAGGACGAGGCCGUCAAGGCCAUCAGUCGCGCCAUCCGUCGUGCGCGUGUGGGGCUGAAGAACCCCAACCGCCCCAUUGCCAGCUUCAUCUUCUCGGGUCCCACGGGUGUCGGCAAGUCCGAGCUCGCCAAGUCCCUCGCCUCCUACUACUUCGGUUCCGAGGAGGCCAUGGUGCGGCUGGACAUGUCGGAGUUCAUGGAGCGCCACACGGUGUCCAAGCUCAUUGGUUCGCCCCCCGGUUACGUGGGGUACAGCGAGGGAGGGCAGCUCACGGAGGCUGUGAGGCGGCGGCCGUACACGGUGGUGCUGUUUGACGAGAUUGAGAAGGCCCACCCUGACGUCUUCAACAUGAUGCUCCAGAUUCUGGAGGACGGGCGGUUGACGGACAGCAAGGGGCGCACGGUGGAUUUCAAGAACACGCUGCUCAUCAUGACCUCCAACGUCGGCUCCUCCGUCAUUGAGAAGGGCGGCGGAGGCAUUGGCUUCCAGCUGGACUACGGGGAGAAGGACACGAGCUACAACCGCAUCAAGUCGCUGGUGAACGAGGAGCUGAAGCAGUACUUCCGCCCCGAGUUCCUGAACCGGCUGGACGAGAUCAUUGUGUUCCGCCAGCUCACCAAGCAGGAGGUCAAGGAGAUCAGCAACAUCAUGCUCAAGGAGGUGUUCGACCGCCUUACCAAGAAGGACAUUGACCUCCAGGUGACGGAGAGGUUCAGGGACCGGGUGGUGGAUGAGGGCUACAGCCCCAGCUACGGUGCCAGGCCGCUGCGACGAGCCAUCAUGAGGCUGCUGGAGGACAGCAUGGCGGAGCGCAUGCUCUCUGGGGAGAUCAAGGAGGGCGACAGUGCCAUCAUUGACGUUGAUGCUGAUGGCAAUGAUGCUCCUGCGCUACUGGCGGGGCCUCGUGCGGAUGCGGAGCUGGAUGCAAGGCCGGACCUAGCUGUUCCUGCAAGGGCGGUGCUUCCUGCGCGUGCGGCGAGACUUGCGCGUGCGACUCCUGCUCCUGCGGGGAAGGGUGCUCCUGCAAGACCCGCGCUUGCGCAUCUGGCGGCGCCUGCACUUGCGGCGACGGAUGCGGCUGCGGCGCAGGGUGCAGCUGCAAGAAGCCUUAAGGAGUCCGCUCGAGGUCUGAAGAGUUAG
Closterium sp. NIES-65 is the source of this 2760-nucleotide messenger RNA. The record is from the annotation of a GenBank genome assembly. NCBI's taxonomy places the organism in Eukaryota, Viridiplantae, Streptophyta, Zygnematophyceae, Desmidiales, Closteriaceae.